Frankliniella occidentalis (western flower thrips) is the source of this 2047-nucleotide messenger RNA. RefSeq names its product glucose dehydrogenase [FAD, quinone]-like. The coding region runs from base 153 to 1919 and encodes 588 amino acids. The transcript is spliced from 11 exons. The record is from RefSeq and is a predicted model, not a curated record. Gene Ontology annotation, molecular function: oxidoreductase activity, acting on CH-OH group of donors; flavin adenine dinucleotide binding. NCBI's taxonomy places the organism in Eukaryota, Metazoa, Arthropoda, Insecta, Thysanoptera, Thripidae.
UGCAUUAUCACCAUGAAUGAAAGUGGACAAUUGCGGGAGUAGCUUCGUAGAUAUGCGUAUAAGAUGGCGGUACAGCAACACUGUCUGAGUACUUAUAGAGUGCCUUGCGUUUCUUCCACCUGUCACUUCACUGCGGACUGCCCAGAUUCAGCAUGGCAGGCCAAUGUAUUGCUGCCGCGUCAUUCCUCUCGCUCAUCUUAAGCGCAGUGCACUUCGACGUGCCUACAACACCUGCGACAGCACCCGCGGAAGUCGACUUCAUUGUUGUUGGCGGUGGGUCAGCCGGUGCUGUUGUGGCCAGCCGACUGUCUGAAGUCGCUGACUGGAAGGUGUUGCUUCUUGAAGCAGGCCCCGAACAAGAACCCUCAACGUACGUACCGACUUUUUAUGGCUACACAAGAAAAGUACCAGAGUAUGAUUGGUACUUGAAAGUUGAAGAUAGUCCAAACGACCACACAGGAUUCAUCUCAAGAGCGAAGCAGUUGGGUGGCUGCAGUUCGCACAACGGCAUGAUUUACUUCCGCGGGACCGAAGACGACUACAGUUGCUGGGAAAGCAAGGGUGCGAAAGGCUGGGGGUAUAAGGAUGUGCUUCCCUUCUUUAAGAAGUCAGAGGACUGCCUUGACCCCGACUUGGCUAAGGACAAGGUGCAUCAUAGUACGGGCGGGCCACUAGCAAUCCAACGAAUGCCAUUCAAGGACGUCAACACGAAUCUAUUGUUAAAAGCCUACGCGGAAUCUGGACUACGGGAAGUUGACUUGAACGGUGGUAACAAUGAGGGUUACGCGUGGUCGCAAACGAACACCAAAAAUGGGCGAAGAGUGAGUUCCAACACAGCGUUUUUGGAGCGACAACGAGCUAACCGUUGCAACCUGCACGUCGUAACUAGUGCCCAAGUGUUUAAAGUGCUCAUCAAUGGUGACACGAAGAGUGCUGAGGGGGUGAUUUUUACUGACAAAGAUGGAAACACUCGCUCAGUCAAGGCUAGAAAAGAGGUGGUGCUGAGCGCAGGGACGUACUUCUCACCUCAGUUGCUCAUGGUGUCAGGAGUAGGGCCGGCUAAGGCUUUAGCUAAAGCUGGUAUUUCUGUGAUCGCUGACUUGCCCGUUGGCAGAAAUCUACAGGACCAUGUCGUGAUGAGAACGAUGCCCACGCUCAAGUUGACGAAGACUGCGCUCGUGCCUACCAUCGAUGACGUCUACAAGGACAUUGAAGAUUUCAACAAGACUGACGGCCCGCGUGGACCGGGGCCCAUUGGUACCAUGGGAACGGACUCAGUCGUCGUGCGGAUGCGCAGCCCCCUCCAGCCUUGGAACGACCGCAGGCCCUACAUCUACAUUCAGCACCCGCCUACCGGCUACCAGAAACCACCGUACUGCGUCGACGGAACAACGUCACCAAACGGAACGUCAAGCUACUACAACUCGGUUAAGCCGUAUGUUGUUCUCUUGCACCCAAAGGACACCGGUGAAGUUACCAUCAACUCAACUAACCCACUUGGGCCGCCAGUUAUUAGGCAGAGGGUUUUCCAAAACCACGAGGAUGUUCGGGCGUAUGCUGCUGGGAUGAGGAGAGCUGUUGAUAUACUUUCUUCAUCAAAGAGUCUCCGAGAAGCGGGCGCAACCUUAAGUAUUGAUGGCGGUGAAUCAUGCAAACACAUUCGAGAGGGAAGUCAGGCCUGGUACGAGUGCCUCGUCAACACUGAGGGUGGAGCCACGUGGGGUCACGGCGUUGGCACGUGCAGCAUCGGCUCCGUAGUGGACUCCAGGCUCCGCGUGCUGGGUGGCGUGCGCAACCUCCGCGUCGCCGAUGCGUCCGUCAUGCCGUGCGUCACAGGCGGCGGCACUAACGGGCCCAGCAUCAUGAUCGGCGAGCGAGCGGCAAACUUUAUCAAACUUGACCACGGCGUGACUUUAUAGUUGCCACCAGGCGACAAUGUUUGAAUUCGCAUCAAUAUCGAGUAUCGAAUUAUCUGCGAGUGGUCGCAUUCUGUUUUCCUGCAAAACCCUACGUCAGACUAUCUCAAUAAAUCAAACUAACGUUUUGA